Rotaria sordida is the source of this 1044-nucleotide messenger RNA. Lineage: Eukaryota; Metazoa; Rotifera; Eurotatoria; Philodinida; Philodinidae. The record is from the annotation of a GenBank genome assembly.
AUGCCCUGUGUAAAUACUCUUGGAUUUUGGACAACUUUUGCAACGGGAUCUCACCCGAUCUCCGUCACAUCGGGUGAUUUGAACAGUGAUACACGACUAGAUUUGGUUAUAGCCAAUUCUGGUAGUAACAAUGUCGGAGUAUUUCUUGGUAAAGGGGAUGGUACCUUCCAAAAUCAGAUUAUGUAUGCAGCUGGUACAAAACCAGAUUCUGUGAUAACAGGUGAUUUCAAUAGUGAUAAUAUAUUGGAUCUCGUUACGGUAAACAGCGAUACCAACGUCGUCAGUGUGCUACUCGGCAAUGGGAAUGGGACCUUUCAGGCGGCGAAAACUUAUACUACAGGUUUAAAUCCAACUUCUGCGAUAUCAGGUGAUUUCAAUAGUGAUAAUAGACAAGAUCUAGCUGUUACCAAUAAUAAUAAUAAUACCAUUAGCAUUCUCCUGGGUAACGGUGAUGGCAGCUUUCAAGAUCAAGUGACGUAUAUGACAGGUAAAAGCGCAUUCUCCGUCAUAUCUAGUGAUUUCAAUAAUGAUUCACAACUUGAUCUUGCUCUUGUGAAUGCUGACAGUAACAACGUUGGUAUACUAAUGGGCCAUGGCAAUGGAGCGUUUCAAACUCAAAUAACAUAUUCGACAGAUAUGUUUCCGGUCUCUGUAGUAUCAAGUGAUUUUAACAAUGAUGGAAAAAUAGAUCUAGCCAUAGUUAAUUUUUUUAAAAGUAGUGCAAGUGUGCUACUGGGUGAUGGUAAUGGAAACUUUCAGAAUCAAACAACAUAUUCAACAGAAAAAAAGCCGGUUAUUAUCAGAGCGGGUAAUCUUAAUAAUGACGCAAAUGUAGAUCUUGCUAUAGUUAACUCGGGUAGUAAUAGUAUUAGUGUACUUCUUGGAAAUGGUAAUGGUAGCUUCCAGACUCAGAAGAUAUACAAAACAGGAAAUAAUCCAUCAUCUAUUGUACUUGGCGAUUUCAAUAACGAUACAAAACUAGAUCUUGUUGUGACGAAUUUUGCUGAUAAUAGUGCUACCGUCUUUCUGAACAUAUGUCCGUAA